Messenger RNA from Malaya genurostris, 1420 nucleotides. RefSeq names its product serine protease inhibitor 42Dd-like. The record is from RefSeq and is a predicted model, not a curated record. The transcript has 5 exons. Gene Ontology annotation, molecular function: serine-type endopeptidase inhibitor activity. Lineage: Eukaryota; Metazoa; Arthropoda; Insecta; Diptera; Culicidae. The coding region runs from base 115 to 1350 and encodes 411 amino acids.
GUAGACACGAACAAAAGGUAAAAAAAUUAAAAACAAAUUUCGUUUAAGCACCAGUUAUUGAGCCAUUAUUUUGAUUUUAAAUUUGAUCAUGUUGUACAUACUUAUAUUCCAGUGAUGCCUGGUUGUAAUUUGCUGUUGCUGCUCACUGCAUUUAUCCUGACAAUACUGAAAUCAGCUAAUUCAAAUAAAAUGGCUAAUACAGUAGAUGAGUUGUUCGUUCGCAAAACCAACGAUUUCGCUUUAGAGCUCUAUAAGCAAAUUAUUUCCAGCACGGAGAAAAAUGUUGUAAUUUCACCGUUUUCUAUUAGUACCUGUUUGUCUUUUGCUGCUAUGGGGGCAACCGGCUUAACUGCAGAAGAAAUGUUCUCAGUGUUGAAAUACGGAAACGCCUCUGAAAAAAGUAAAAUUGCUAAAAAUUAUGGCAAUGUACUUGAAAAAUUAGAGUCUAACGAUAGUCUUAAGAUCGCCAACAAAAUGUACAUUAUGGACAACUAUUCAUUGAAACGAAACUUCCACGAUAUCGCCGCCAAAAACUUUCGAUCAAAUGCGGAACAUAUUAAUUUCGCGGACAACACCCAAGCCGCAAAAACAAUUAAUUCUUGGGUCGAGAUAAAAACCAAAGAAAAAAUCAAGGAUUUAAUUUCUCCAGAUAUCCUAGACGAUAAUACCCGUAUGGUGUUAGUGAAUGCUAUUCAUUUCAAAGGCACAUGGGUACAUCAGUUUGAUCCAGCUGCGACAACACCAAUGCCAUUCUGGAUUAGUGCUACAGAAUCAGUCGACGUGCCAAUGAUGCAAACUAAAAAGCAUUUUAAACACGGUGUUUUUGAAGAUCUCGGCUUUGCUGCUUUGGAACUUUCUUACAAUGACAGUGACGUCAGUAUGCUAAUUUUACUUCCGAACGAAAGAGAUGGUUUGUCCAUACUGGAACAUAAUCUGCUCGGCUUAGAUAUAUUCGAAAUUCAGAAAAAAAUGUACAAUCAAGAGGUAAACGUAUUUUUGCCGAAGUUUAAAAUUGAGUUCGACAUCGAUCUUAAAAAUACGCUGGAGAAGCUCGGAAUGUGUACAAUGUUUACAGACCAAGCUGACUUCAGUGAUCUUCUGGACCAAUCAGAACCGCUUAAAGUUUCAAAUGUAGUGCACAAAGCGUUUAUUGAAGUCAAUGAAGAGGGAGCAGAAGCCGCUGCUGCUACCGCAACCGCAAUGCGCGUUAAAAGAUCAUGUCGGCUAACUACGUCCUUCAAUGUAAAUCGCCCAUUCGUCUAUAUACUUCAGUCAAAAACACAAAUCGUAUUCAUUGGCAAAAUGAUUCGCUCCAUUCGAACAGUAUCCAACAGACACGAAGAAUUAUAACUACCAAUUGUUAAUUUUGUACUAAGUUCAGAGAAUACAUUCUUCAUUAUGACACAAAAGUGAAUCUUCA